Sabethes cyaneus is the source of this 2405-nucleotide messenger RNA. It is a transcript of the gene Sec15, whose product is annotated as exocyst complex component 6. Bases 97 to 2382 code for a protein of 761 amino acids. The transcript has 2 exons. Gene Ontology annotation, biological process: exocytosis; intracellular protein transport; Golgi to plasma membrane transport. Lineage: Eukaryota; Metazoa; Arthropoda; Insecta; Diptera; Culicidae. Gene Ontology annotation, cellular component: exocyst; membrane. The record is from RefSeq and is a predicted model, not a curated record.
UGCAGUCUUGUGUGCAGGAGUCCUAGUAAAUAAUUUUAGAUAUUAUUUUCUACUUACUUGUUAUUGAAGUUAUUUGCUUAGUUAGUGGAUGUUACGAUGGCUGGAAUAUCGAUGCAAGACAUCGAAGCCGUGGACGAUUACUGGGGUCCAACGUUUCGAACAAUACUGGAAGGUAAUUCGCAUGAUCAAAUUUCGGAGCAGCUAGAGAGCCGGAUUCGUUCACACGAUAAAGACAUCGAACGGAUUUGCAACUUAUACUAUCAAGGUUUCAUUGAUUCGAUUCGUGAGCUGCUGUUGGUCAAGUCACAGGCACAGGGCCUCAAUCAAGAGGUACAGGCGCUGGAUAAUGGAUUGACUAAAGCUUCUGCCGGAGUCAUUGCCAAAGGUAAUGAACUUGUAAAAGCUAGAAAGGUCGAAGGCAACAUUGCCGGAGCUAUCGAAGGACUAUCCAGCUGCUUACCUGUUUUAGAGUGUUACUCAAAGCUUUUGAAACAGGUCAAAGAAAAACGAUAUUAUCCAGCAUUAAAGACUUUAGAACUAUUGGAGAAUGAAUACCUGCCAAAAGUAUCAGGCUAUAGAUUUUCGCAACAAAUGAGAGAAACCAUUCCUAAAUUGAAAGAAAACAUUAAAAAAUCGUCAGAAGAGGAUUUUCGAGAGUUUUUGGAAAACAUACGCAAAUUUUCACCAAGAAUUGGUGAGAUCGCUAUGAAACAUACGAAGGAACUGCAGAAACGGGACUUAGAUACAAUAAUAGCAGAGUACAAGCAGAUGUCAUUAAACGGUGAAUGUAUGGACGACGAAGAAGACGUCAAUGCUCAAGACCUUAUUGAUUUUUCUCCAAUCUAUCGCUGCUUACAUAUUUACACAGUCCUCAACGAUAAAGAGUAUUUCGAAAAGGACUAUCGUAAACAAAGGAGAGAUCAAGCGAAGCUUGUACUGCAGGCACCACAAACUAUGCAUGAUAACCUGGAAGCUUAUAAAACCUAUAUCUAUUCUAUUGUUGGAUUUUUUGUGGUCGAAGAUCACGUCAUGAAUACUGGUGGAGAAAUUGUGACCCAAACAUAUCUAGACGAUCUGUGGUCCUCAUCUUUAACCCGAGCCGUAAAUGUUCUUAGUAUGUCUUCAUCAUCAUGCACUGAUCCGAACAUUCUGCUGCGCAUUAAAAAUCUCAUCAUGUUGAGUAUCACAACUUUGAAAAACUACGGCUACACCGUUUCACAACUUUGGGAUCUCUUGCUGGAAAUGCGGGAUCACUAUAACGAGGUACUGCUUCAACGUUGGGUCAAUGAAUUCCGCGACAUUCUUGAUAAAAGUGAUUUUCUUCCGCUGGAAGCUCGCACCCAGGAAGAAUAUGACGUCGUGCUUGAGCGAUUUCCUUUCCAUUCGGAGCAACUGGAGGCACAACCAUUUCCUAAAAAGUUCCCCUUCUCUCGGAUGGUCCCCGAAGUGUAUCACCAGGCAAUGGAGUUCAUGUAUGCGUGCAUGAAAUUUUCCGAGGAACUAACUCUUUCGCCAAACGAAAUCGCAGCAAUGGUUCGAAAAGCGGCCAAUUUGCUUUUAACGAGAAGUUUUAGCGGUUGCCUCUCUGCGGUGUUUCGCAGCCCGAGCUUAGCGCUGAUGCAGGUGAUACAGAUUAUUAUCGAUACUCAGUACUUGGAAAAGGCUGGACCAUUUUUGGAUAGCUUCGUUUGUAAAAUGACUGGUACUAGCCAAAAUUUGACGCAAACUCCGUCCGCGAUGUUUCAGGUUGCACGGUCAGAAGCUGAGCAACAGGUAUCGACUAAACUUUGCUCUAAGUUGGAUGAGUUCUUUGAAGAAUUGGAGGGAUAUGAUUGGUUGCUGCCAGAAAGCUAUGGCCAUGCAUCGCCCUUUGUUACGGAUAUGAUCGCCUUUCUGCAAAGUACAUUCCAAAGCUUUUCCUACAUUCUACCGGGGGUUGCUCAAGCUGCUUGUCGCAAAGCAUGCGAGCAUGUCGCUACACGAAUCUACAAGUUGAUACUCUCGGAUGAAAUCAAACAAAUCUCUGGAGGAGCAUUAGAUCAGAUCAAUUUGGAUCUGAUGCAGUUUGAACUAUUUGCCGCCUCGGAUCCCGUUCCUGGGCUAAGAGAGGGUGACUUGUCCAAAUAUUUUGCCGAGAUUCGUCAGCUGUUGGAUCUCCUGAUAUCGGAGGAUUGGAGUGCAUAUUUGCACGACUUCGGAAAGGAUGAGAAUCGCUACUCGUUGGUGCACCCAUCUACCAUCAUUGUGGUUUUGGAGAAACUUCGCGAAGCGGACAAAAAGUCGAUGCUUUCACUGAUGAAGUCUAAAUCCGAAAGGGAUAAGAAAAAACUACUUGAAACGGUACUCCGACAGUUGAAGCAACUAGCAGAAAGGCAGAAUUAGAUUGGACUAAAUAAAAUAUACAC